AUGGCGGAGAGCCGGAAGACCCUUGACACCGCGAUAGAAUCCAUGGAGCUUGAGGAAGAAAGAGUUUAUUCGGAAAAACUAUCGGGCCGGCUCAAAAUGACUUCAUCCCCAACGUCGACUGAUCAACGUCAAUCAAUCUCCAAUCUUCAAGUCUUCCAACUCAACGACAAGUUACUCGAGAAAGACCAAGACAACCUAAUCGAACAGACCGUUAUUACUUGCUUAUAA
Molecule: messenger RNA, 228 nt
Organism: Paracoccidioides lutzii Pb01
Exons: 2
Coding region: 1-228 (75 amino acids)
Source: RefSeq, a predicted model, not a curated record